Molecule: messenger RNA, 858 nt
Organism: Odobenus rosmarus divergens (Pacific walrus)
Lineage: Eukaryota; Metazoa; Chordata; Mammalia; Carnivora; Odobenidae
Gene: MRGPRG
Product: MAS-related GPR, member G
Exons: 1
Coding region: 1-858 (285 amino acids)
Biological process (GO): G protein-coupled receptor signaling pathway
Cellular component (GO): membrane
Molecular function (GO): G protein-coupled receptor activity
Source: RefSeq, a predicted model, not a curated record
AUGCCCCCUGCCCCCCACCACCUCCGAUUCCCGCUGCCAGCACCCCCGCCCGCCGCCGAGCCAGCCAGGAUGUUGGGGCUCUGGAGCACCUUCAGCAGUGUGUUCCUCUACCUCUCCCUGGCCGUGGGCCUCGCAGGGCUGCUGGGCAACGGGCUGGUCCUCUGGCACCUCGGCCUCCACAUCGAGAACGGCCCCCUUCUCCGUCUCCGUCCUCCACCUGUCCACGGCAGACUUCGUGUUCCUCGGCCGCCAGGUGGGCCUCUCCAUGGCGCAGGCCGCCCUGGGCCCCGGGACAGCGUCUACUUUGCCGUCACCUUCGUGGGCUUCCCCGUGGGGCUGUGGCUGCGGGCGGUUUUCAGCGCCGAGCGACUCUCACCCCUUCCCGACCUGCUACCAGGGCCGCCGCCCCAGACCCACCUCGGCACCGGCGGCGGCCUGAUCUGGGCCCUGACGCCGCCGGCCCACGCCUGUGGCCGCUCACCCGCGGCGGCACCACGCGGCCAGCGUCACGUGGCUGCCGCCCGUGGCCUGCGUGGCCGGCGUGGCCCUCUUCGUCCGGGUGGGCAGCUACCACGGCGCCCGCCGGCCCAGUUCUUCGGCGUCUCUCUGGGCUCCGUGCCCCUGCUCUUCUGCCGGAGCCUGCGGCCCGUCCUCACCUUCCCGCUGCCCGCCCUCCUCCCGCGGGCCACGCUGCUGCCCGCCCGCGUCCACGGCAGCGCCAAGCGGCUCACCCACUUCAGGGCGGGCCGCUCUCCAGAGGUCCCGGGGGAGGAGGCCCGGCUGGAGGCCGGGGGCUGUCCCUGCCCAUGGGCCUGCUGUAGGCGCCGCCCCCCACCCCGCCCGACCCCUCCCGGGUGA